CUGCUGCUGGACCAAGCGGCGCCGGCCGGCGCCUCCUCCGCCGUCCAAGCGGCGCAGGCUCGGCAUCAUCCUCUCCAUCUUCUCCUGGGCUCUAACGAUCGUGGCAAUGGCGAUGUUCAUCGUCGGCGUGACGGAGAGCUCGCGGGAGGAGGCGCCGAUCUCGAAAACCCCGACCUCGUACGCGUGCAGGGAGCCGGGGACGGUCGGGAGCUUCCCGACGGCGUCCCUCUCCUCGCUCAUCGCCGUCGUGCUCGGGAUCGCGUCCUACGUUCUGCUCGAGACGGCCGCGCCGUCCCACACCCCGCCCGACGGGCUGUUCCGCCUGGAGGUCGCCGGCGGCGCGAGCGGUUCGGCGCAGCUUCAGACUACUGGACCCACGGCCGGUGCUGAUCAGGAAGCGGAGCAUAUCUCGCUGGCCACCGCGGUUUGAAUUUGAAGGAGUGA
Messenger RNA from Hordeum vulgare subsp. vulgare (domesticated barley), 444 nucleotides. RefSeq lists its product as uncharacterized. The coding region runs from base 107 to 430 and encodes 107 amino acids. The transcript is spliced from 2 exons. The record is from RefSeq and is a predicted model, not a curated record. Lineage: Eukaryota; Viridiplantae; Streptophyta; Magnoliopsida; Poales; Poaceae.